CACUUUCUCUCUCUAGACAUAGACAUAGAUACGCAUACGUGUGUAUCUAUAGUUUCUCUACGUGUCUAUAGAGAAACACACUUCUCUCCUUCUUCCCAAACAAACUCUUUCUAAAACUCUCAUUUGAUCAUCACUUGAAUCUUCUGGGUUUUUCAUCAUUUUGGUCGUUCGUAAUGAAGUCAAUGAAUUUCUCAAAGGCGGUGAGAAGUGGGAUGCUAUCCGGAUCCGAUGAUGUCACUCUUUUCUCAAGCUCGUUACCGGUUUUACCUCAUGAAAAGUUGAUUUUAAACAAUACCGAAAACGGCUAUCAACAAUCCGUAGAAACCAAUGAUUUGCUUGAAGAUCAUGCAAUUGGAAGCUUGUUACCAAAUGAAGAUGAUCUUUUGGCUGGCGUUUUGAACGGUUUUGACUAUAAUUUGACUAAUAACCUUGUUGAUGAGUCGGAAGAUUUUGAUCUUUUUGGAAGUGGUGGAGGUAUGGAAAUGGAAUAUGAUAUGAUCGAUAACUUGAAUUUUGGCAUGUCAAAAGUAAGUUUGGGUGAUGGGGUUAUCGUUAACGGUGGAGCCCAAUACAACAUAUCGAAUGGUGUGGGGCCCGUCACAGUUGAACAUCCAUACGGCGAGCAUCCUUCUAGAACGUUAUUUGUGCGUAACAUUAACAGUAACGUUGAGGAUUUAGAACUACGAGCUUUGUUUGAGCAAUAUGGUGAUAUUAGAACACUGUACACUGCAUGUAAACACAGGGGCUUUGUGAUGAUAUCUUAUUAUGACAUCCGUGAUGCUCGAACCGCCAUGCGUGCAUUACAAAAUAAGCCUUUAAGAAGGAGGAAGCUCGACAUUCAUUACUCGAUUCCAAAGGAAAAUCCAUCGGACAAAGAUAUAAAUCAAGGAACAUUGGUUGUUUUUAAUUUAGACCCCUCGGUUUCGUGUGACGAUCUCCUUCAAAUCUUUGGUGCGUACGGUGAGGUUAGAGAGAUACGGGAGACACCAUACAAAAGGCACCAUAAGUUUAUCGAAUAUUAUGAUGUUAGAGAUGCAGAAGCAGCAUUGCGGUCUCUCAACAGGUGUGAUAUAGCUGGGAAACGAAUAAAGCUUGAACCUAGUCGUCCCGGUGGCUACCGCCGAAACCAAAUGUUGCAACUAAGCCACGAGUUUGACCAAGAUGACACUCGAAGUUUUAGACUCCAAGCGGAUCCCUUGAUUGCCAACUCACCUGUUUUCGCUUCAUUGAGUCCGAACGGUUUACCGGGAUUGGUUUCUAUUUUGCAUACACAACCAGCAAGAAUAUCACCAAUUGGCAAAGAUCAUAUAAGAACCAGCUAUGUUGACCAAACUUUCUCAAACGGAUAUUCAAUGCAAGAUCACAAUUUGAGUUACUUAAGCGGGUCAAUGCCCGCUUAUGGUGCAUCGGGAUCAACCACUUCAGGAAUCGAAACGCUAUCCGGCCCAGAAUUUCUUUGGGGAAGUCCCAAUAAACCUAGCCAUGGGUUCCCGACCACCGCUCAAUCGCCAACAACGGUUCACCCAUUCACAGGCCAACUGGGCCCGGGCCCAUUUCUUAGUUCGUCUCAACUACACCAUCAUGUCGGGUCGGCUCCGUCUGGGUUGGCGUUUGACCGACAUUUCAGUCAGAACCAUGAGCCUCCUGAAACAUUAUUCAUGAGUCCUCCAACUUUUGUAGGCAUAGGUUUAGUUCCAUGUGGGUCUGUGAACGUUAUGGAAAACGGGUCCCCCGGUUUCAGCAACAUGUCUCCUAAAUUGAUGGGUCAUAUGUUCCUAGGUAGCGAACACUACGUGGGACCAGGGUCUAUAGAUUUAGACAGCAUGAGUGAAGACGUACAUGCCCGAAACUGUUGGGUCGAUCACAAUGCAAACCAGAUGGAUAUCAAGAAACAAUUUCAGCUCGAUCUUGAUAAAAUUAGCAACGGGGAAGAUAACCGAACAACUUUAAUGAUAAAAAACAUCCCUAAUAAGUAUACUUCAAAGAUGUUGCUAGCUGCCAUUAAUGAAAAUCAUAGCGGUAGUUAUGAUUUUCUCUACCUACCGAUCGAUUUCAAGAACAAAUGCAAUGUCGGGUAUGCGUUUAUCAACAUGCUUUCACCAAUGCAUAUAAUCCCAUUUUACCAGGUUUUCAAUGGGAAAAAGUGGGACAAAUUCAACAGUGGGAAAGUAGCUUCGUUAGCGUAUGCUAGAAUCCAAGGAAAGGCGGCACUCGUAACCCAUUUUCAGAAUUCCAGCUUGAUAUACGAAGAUAAACGAUGCUGGCCUAUUAUUUUUCAAUCUGAGGGCUCUGAUGCUGUUGAUCAGGAAUAUCUGCCAUCUAGUAGCUUGAACACACAAGACCAUCCAUACUCAGGGGACCCGUUGGCUAGCCCUAGUCCACCGGAUGAUUGGUAAUUGCUAACUGUUAGUGCACAUGUGCAACGGGCCGUCUUUUGUGGAGCCCGAAAGUGGCUGACUUUUGACCGUACAUAAGUUACGUAUAUAACUAGAAAACCCGCAUUAAGUGAAACCGGGGGCGGGUUGGUUUUGGGAAGAAAAGAAGGGGUUUAAGGUGUUUUGGUAGGUUGAAAGAGGUGAAUGAUCUUGAAAGUGUACAGGUGGAGAUUGCUGCAGAUAUAAGAAUAGGGUGUAAUCUCCUGUUUUUCACUUCUUUGUUUUGGGGGUUGUAUGUUGGUUAGUUAGAAGUGAUAUGGUGGUUUUUUGUGACAGUUUAACUGUUUGAUGUUAAUAUGACAGAUAACUAAUGUGGUCUACUGGUUUCACUAAUCUAUCUUAUUUGGCUGUUUUGUUGUUACUAGAA
Molecule: messenger RNA, 2802 nt
Organism: Helianthus annuus (common sunflower)
Lineage: Eukaryota; Viridiplantae; Streptophyta; Magnoliopsida; Asterales; Asteraceae
Product: protein MEI2-like 2
Exons: 11
Coding region: 174-2396 (740 amino acids)
Molecular function (GO): RNA binding
Source: RefSeq, a predicted model, not a curated record